UCAAAAGAAUUUCCAAAAAACAUGAGAGAAAUCCUUCACGUUCAGGGAGGCCAAUGCGGGAACCAGAUCGGAUCCAAGUUCUGGGAAGUCAUCUGCGACGAGCAUGGCGUCGACCCGACGGGUACUUUCAAGGAAGACGGAUCCUCCGACGACAAGCAGCUCGAAAGGAUCAACGUCUACUUCAACGAGGCCUCCGGUGGCAGGUACGUCCCACGCGCCGUCCUCAUGGAUCUCGAGCCCGGCACCAUGGAUUCCAUCCGGGCCGGGCCCUACGGUCAGAUCUUCCGCCCCGAUAACUUCGUCUUCGGCCAGUCCGGUGCCGGCAAUAAUUGGGCCAAAGGACAUUACACCGAAGGCGCCGAGCUCAUCGACUCCGUCCUCGACGUCGUCCGCAAGGAGGCUGAGAAUUGCGACUGCUUGCAAGGUUUUCAGGUUUGCCACUCUUUAGGAGGUGGCACGGGGUCGGGGAUGGGGACGCUGUUGAUUUCGAAGAUUCGAGAAGAGUAUCCGGACAGGAUGAUGUUGACUUUCUCGGUUUUUCCCUCGCCGAAAGUCUCCGACACCGUCGUCGAGCCCUACAAUGCGACGCUGUCCGUGCACCAGCUCGUCGAGAACGCCGACGAAUGCAUGGUCCUCGACAAUGAGGCGCUCUACGACAUCUGUUUCCGGACACUUAAACUUACCACCCCCAGCUUUAGCGAUCUCAACCAUUUGAUCUCCGCGACGAUGAGCGGCGUUACAUGUUCUCUGCGGUUUCCCGGGCAGCUGAACUCCGAUCUCCGGAAGCUCGCCGUGAACCUGAUACCGUUCCCGCGCCUGCACUUCUUCAUGGUUGGGUUCGCGCCUCUAACAUCGCGAGGAUCGCAGCAUUACAUCACGCUCAGCGUCCCGGAGCUGACUCAGCAAAUGUGGGACGCCAAGAACAUGAUGUGUGCAGCCGAUCCACGCCACGGCCGGUACCUGACGGCGUCGGCCAUGUUCCGGGGGAAAAUGAGCACGAAAGAGGUCGACGAGCAGAUGCUGAAUGUGCAGAACAGGAACUCGUCCUACUUUGUCGAGUGGAUCCCGAACAACGUCAAAUCGAGCGUCUGCGACAUCCCACCAACCGGCCUGAAGAUGGCGUCGACCUUCGUUGGAAACUCCACGUCCAUCCAGGAGAUGUUCCGGCGGGUUAGCGAGCAGUUCACGGCCAUGUUCCGGCGGAAAGCUUUCCUGCAUUGGUACACUGGGGAAGGCAUGGAUGAGAUGGAAUUCACAGAAGCAGAGAGUAACAUGAAUGAUCUAGUGGCUGAGUACCAGCAGUAUCAAGAUGCCACUGCCGAUAUUGAAGAAGAUUAUGAUGAAGGAAAUGAAGAACAAUACGAAAGCUAA
Andrographis paniculata is the source of this 1371-nucleotide messenger RNA. Its product is annotated as tubulin beta-1 chain-like. The record is from RefSeq and is a predicted model, not a curated record. Gene Ontology annotation, biological process: mitotic cell cycle; microtubule cytoskeleton organization. The coding region runs from base 22 to 1371 and encodes 449 amino acids. Lineage: Eukaryota; Viridiplantae; Streptophyta; Magnoliopsida; Lamiales; Acanthaceae. Gene Ontology annotation, cellular component: microtubule; cytoplasm. The transcript is spliced from 3 exons. Gene Ontology annotation, molecular function: GTP binding; GTPase activity; structural constituent of cytoskeleton.